UCCUGAUCAUCCUUUAAUACUUAAUAAUCAGGACAGUCUGGCUUUCUGAUUAUUCAGUGGUUACUUAAUAGGAAAAUGAAGUUAAACAUUAACUGGUUCUAUGCCAAUCAACUUCACUGUCUCGUGAGGAGUCCACGGCAGAAGUUCCUCUGGAGUUUUAUGGCUGUGAAGCUGUCCUAACCCACAACCAGGAAUUUGCUGAAGAGAAAUGAGUCAUCUGUCGAACGCAGUUAAGAAUGACCUGAAUCUACAUUUAACCACUCAGAACUUCUUGGGAAGUCACAUAUAGUGACAUAUAAGAUUUAUAGGAAUCCCGAUUAGCGAUUGCUGUGUAUUUGUCUUUUACAAGGAGCAUUGUUCCUACAAGCAGCUCAUCAAGAAGGGCACAAGUAUGUCUGCGGCCCUGGACGAGUACUGUGGGUCGACUUUUUGGAAUGCAUCGUUCCUGGACCGGCUGGAUCCAGACCUGCCAGUAUGUUUUCAGAGAACAGUGUUGGUGUGGUUGCCGCUGGGUUUCCUGUGGCUCUGUGCGCCAACACAUUUGGCAGUUCUCUUCAGGAAAAAAGCUCCCAAAAUCCCUUUAACCAAGAUCUACAUAAGCAAGCAGACCCUAACAGGGCUUCUGCUCCUGACAGCUGUUGCUGGACUUGCUCUUACCCUCGGUGAAGAUUACGGGCCGUCGAGUGAAUCAUCAGCUCAGAAAAAUCCUGUGGUGCUUUACGUCAAUCCGGCGAUAUUUGCGGUCUCGUGGGUGCUGGUGAUGUUAAUGCAGGAAGCUGUGAGACGUAAGGAGAGAGCUGUUGAUUCUACCAGACUAUUCAUUUUCUGGUUGCUGCUGAUUAUCUGCAUGAUCUUUCCGUUCCAGUCCCUACUGAGAGAUGCAAUAAAACAGGAGCAGAUAGCAGAUCUUCCCAGAUUUUGUCUGUUCUACAUUGCUUUUGGGUUGCAGCUGGUUGCACUGGUCCUGUCAGCCAUUGCUGAUGUUCCAUCCAACUUUAAGGAUGUGGCAAAACAGAACCCUGAAGCUGGUGCUGCCUUUCUCAGCCGAAUUACCUUCAACUGGUUCAACCGGAUGGUCAUCAAUGGCUUCAAGAGGCCGCUGGUUCAGGAGGACAUGUGGGAGUUAAAUAAUGAGGACACCACAAGCUACAUCAGCCAGAAGUUUGACGACAUCAUGAACGUAGAGCUAAAGAAAGCUCGUCAGAGACUCCAAAAGAAACUAAACAAGAAAAAAAAAUCAGUGCAGAGUUCUGAUCCUAAUCAGAAUAGCCUGGCUAAAGGAGUCAGUCAGGACGUCCUGGUCAUGGAGGAGAAAGGAGAACAGGCCAAGAAGAAAAAAAAGAAAGAGAAAAAGGAUAAAGACACAGACUAUCCUGAUUCCUGGCUGGUGCCCACUAUUACUAAAACAUUCAAAUGGGUGCUUUUCGAAUCCGCUAUCUUCAAACUUUUACAAGACCUUCUGGCAUUUGCGAGUCCACAGCUUCUCAAGGUCAUGAUAUCCUUCACUCAGGAUAAAACCAUUUACCUUUGGAAGGGGUAUCUAUAUGCAGUUCUGCUUCUCAUUGUGGCAAUUAUUCAGUCCUUGUUCCUGCAGCAGUAUUUCCAGCGCUGUUUUGCUCUGGGUAUGAAAGUACGCACAGCUAUAAUGGCAGCUGUGUAUAAGAAGGCAUUGGUCAUGUCCAAUGCUGCUCGAAAAGAGUCUACCAUAGGAGAAACAGUAAAUCUGAUGUCAGCCGAUGCUCAGCGCUUCAACGAUGUCACCAAUUUUAUCCACCUGUUGUGGUCGUGUCCACUCCAGAUCAUUUUGUCUAUAGCAUUUCUCUGGAUUGAACUCGGACCUUCUGUUCUCGCUGGCUUGCUGACGAUGCUGCUUAUGGUUCCCAUUAAUGGUUUACUGGCCACCAAAGCCAAGACUUUCCAGAUGCAAAGCAUGAAGUUUAAGGACAAACGGUUGAAAAUAAUGAAUGAAAUUCUGAAUGGUAUAAAGAUUCUAAAACUCUACGCCUGGGAGCCAUCUUUUGAGGCUCAGGUGCAGGACAUAAGAGAAAAUGAGCUAAAAGUUAUGAGAAAGUUUGCCUACCUGGGGUCGGUCUCCACUUUCAUCUUUUCCUGUGCUCCAGCACUGGUGUCCUUGGCAACCUUUGCUGUUUUUGUGUCUGCCAGUCCGGAUAAUGUCUUGGAUGCAGAGAAAGCUUUUACAUCCAUCUCUCUCUUCAACAUCCUGCGUUUUCCUCUCGCCAUGCUUCCGAUGCUCAUCUCUAGCAUAGUGCAGACAGUCGUAUCUAAGAAAAGGCUGGAGAAGUUUCUCAGUGGAGAAGAUUUGGACACCAUGGCAGUACAUCAUGACGACAGCAAGAAAACAGCGGUAAGUGUGAGCAAUGGCACUUUUGCUUGGGGGAGCGAUGCCGAACCAGCUCUGAAGAAUGUAUCUGUGGAAAUAAACCCUGGUCGUCUGGUUGCUGUGGUGGGUGCUGUGGGAUCAGGCAAAUCAUCUUUGGUCUCAGCUCUGCUUGGGGAAAUGCACAACCUCUCUGGUUCUGUCCACAUCAAGGGUUCUGUGGCAUAUGUGCCUCAGCAAGCCUGGAUUCAGAAUGCCACUUUACAGGACAACAUACUCUUUGGAUUCCAACUGGACGAGCAGAAGUUCCAAAAGGUGGUGAAAGCCUGUGCUUUGGAGCCGGACCUGAAGUUACUUCCUGGUGGAGUUCAGACGGAAAUCGGAGAGAAGGGUAUCAAUUUGAGUGGAGGGCAGAAGCAGCGGGUGAGUUUAUCGCGAGCGGCUUACAGUUCAGCAGAUGUGUACCUCCUCGACGACCCGCUGUCUGCUGUCGAUUCUCAUGUGGGAAAACAUCUGUUUGAGAAAGUGAUCGGACCCAAAGGUCUUUUAAAGAAUAAGACCCGUAUUCUGAUAACACACGGGAUCAGUUUUCUUCCACAUGUGGAUGAGAUAAUCGUGCUGGUGGAUGGAAUGGUAUCAGAAGUCGGUUCUUAUAACAGUUUGAGGGCUAGUAAGGGAGCUUUCGCUGAGUUUUUGGACACAUAUGAUAAGGAACAAAGCGACAAGUCUAAUGCUCGAACCGACUCAAUCUCAGAUGCGGAGCAGCUAGACAUCAUCCCUGAAGGUCAGGACUUACAGGCUGACACUCCUGCUGAGGAUGUCGUCUCUGUCACGUUGAAGAGAGAAAACAGCUUACGUCACAGCCAGCGUCAUGCGCAACGCAACGGCAGCAUAAAAGUGAGAAGAAACAGCUCGGCUAGAAAUCCGAAAGAGGCUGAAGAGAGCAAGAAAGGCCAGCGGCUAAUUGAGAAGGAGGCGAUGGAGACUGGAAGGGUGAAGUUCUCCAUGUAUCUGCAGUACCUGGGGGCUAUGGGCUGGGGUUACGCUGCCUCCUUUGUUGUGGUUUACUUUAUCCAAAACGUGGCCUUUAUUGGUCAGAACUUGUGGCUGAGUGACUGGACCAACGACGCCAAUAAAUACCCCAAUGGAAGCACCUACCCGGCCCACAUCAGAGACAUGAGAAUUGGUGUCUUUGGUGCUCUUGGAGUUGCACAAGGUUUCCUGGUAUUUGUGGGCACUUUACUGAUAGCCGAGGGUGCUAUCCAUGCCUCCAGGUCUCUACACAGUCGAUUACUUUCCAACAUCCUUAGAGUUCCUAUGCUGUUCUUUGAUACCACACCAUCAGGAAGGGUGGUCAACCGCUUCGCAAAGGACAUGUUCACCGUGGACGAGAUGAUUCCCAUGUCCUUCCGCUCCUGGAUCCUGUGUCUGCUCGGCGUCCUCGGCACACUCUUUGUUAUCUGCCUCGCCACUCCGCUAUUCACAGCGAUAAUUGUGCCUCUUGCCGUGGUUUAUUACUUCGUCCAGAGGUUCUAUGUGGCCACAUCCAGACAGCUGAGGCGUUUGGACUCUGUUUCCCGCUCUCCCAUCUACUCCCAUUUUGGAGAAACAGUAUCUGGUCUUUCCGUCAUUCGAGCUUAUAAACAUCAGGAUCGAUUUCUGGAGCGCAACAAAAUCACUAUUGAUGACAACCUCAAGAGUGUCUACCCAUGGAUUGUUUCUAACAGAUGGCUAGCUAUCCGACUGGAGUUCCUGGGCAAUCUGGUGGUCUUUUUCUCAGCGUUGUUUGCUGUGUUAUCUCGAGAUUCCAUAGACAGUGGGCUGGUUGGACUCUCCAUCUCCUAUGCAUUAAAUGUGACUCAGACUUUGAACUGGCUUGUGAGGAUGACAUCAGAUCUGGAGACUAACAUCGUGGCCGUGGAGAGGGUCAGCGAGUACACCAAAAUAAAAAAUGAGGCUCCAUGGAUCACAGACAAACAACCUCCGAGUGACUGGCCCAGCACAGGGAAAAUCCAGUUCCAGGACUACAAGGUUCGAUACCGGCCAGAGCUGGAGCUCGUUCUGCAUGGCAUCACCUGUGACAUUCAAAGCACUGAGAAGAUUGGCAUUGUGGGUCGGACUGGAGCAGGAAAGUCUAGCCUGACGAACUGUCUUUUCCGUAUCAUGGAGGCAGCCGAGGGACGAAUCGUCAUAGACGGAGUUGACAUUUCAAGUCUGGGUCUCCAUGCUCUCAGAAACCGGUUGACCAUCAUUCCACAGGACCCAGUGCUGUUCUCUGGAACUCUGCGGAUGAACCUGGACCCGUUCGAACAGUUUAGUGAUGGUGACAUCUUUAAAGUUUUAGAGCUGUCUCACCUAAAGGAUUAUGUGGCAUCUCUGCAAGCAGGAUUACAGCAUGAGGUUUCAGAGGGUGGAGAAAAUCUCAGUGUGGGUCAAAGGCAGCUGCUUUGUCUGGCCAGAGCUUUGCUACGGAGGUCAAAGAUUCUGAUUUUGGAUGAAGCCACUGCUGCCGUGGAUCUAGAGACAGACGAGCUGAUCCAGACCACCAUUAGCCGAGAGUUCUCUCACUGCACUGUGCUUACCAUCGCCCACCGAAUCCACACCAUCCUCAACAGCUCACGGGUGAUGGUUUUGGAUGCUGGAAAAAUAGUGGAGUUUGAUUCCCCCAGUGCACUUUUUGAGAAACAGGGCCACUUUUACGCCCUGGCCAAAGAAGCUGGUAUCUCAUCAAUACAAUACACAGUACUAUGAGUUGUUCAGAGGAGCUUUUGGACUUUGUGUGGGUUUGUUGCUUCUUUUUGAUAUAAUUUUGUACAUGUAACAAACACAAAGCUACUCUGGAUACUCUGGACAGCCAAAAAAAAUUGAACCCAUUAGAAUAACUUACUGUGGGUUCAUUUUCAUUCAAGUCACAAUCUUGGGUGCUCAUUUUGCCAAAACUAGAACAGUUGUACUUUAAAAACAUUAUUAUUUUUAAUAACCUUGUUAAAUAUAAAUAAUACAUAAACCUAAUACAUAAACCUUAAAAAUGUUUAAAUUUUAAUGCAUGAACAAAAAAGUCACAUGGACAUUCGAAACACAUUUUACUUAUUCUGUUGUUUAUUUACUUCUGUAACUUGGAAUUUGUUUGCUUAUAGGUUGCAAGAACAUGCAGAAAUCAAUGUAUUUUUUAUAUGUUGUAUGUACAACAUUUUAAUUUAAUACCUACAUUUUAAGUGUAAAUGUAGGAGUAAUGGGUUUUUCUUUGAGAUCAUGAGUUAUUUAGUUGUAUGCUAUUUAAAGAUCAAUAAGACUUUAGGAUUGAAUACUGUAUGUGGUCUUACAUAACUUCUGUAACCAACAGUAUAAGGCUACACAGUGGUGCUGCACAGUUUUCUGAUAUUAAUGAGAUUUCCAUUGUAACUUCAUUUCCCAAAACAGGCCAUUGUGUGGAUUGGCUAUUCUAAAUUACACCUAGAUGUUAGUAAGUGAAUAGGUGUGAGGUGGUGGUGCCCUAAGAUGGAUUUUAACAGAGUGCAUUUCCUUCUCUAUGUUUGUAAUUACAUGUACCAUAAUUUCCUUAACCUGUAAAAGCUUUCGUAAAUGGUUGGGUGGGGUGAGAAUGGCAAAAUGUUGGGACGCCCUGUUCUAUUACAUUUAUCCACAGGUUAUAUUUGGAAGUAAUAAACUUUUUUCUUUAUUUAAAUUCA
Molecule: messenger RNA, 6027 nt
Organism: Trichomycterus rosablanca
Lineage: Eukaryota; Metazoa; Chordata; Actinopteri; Siluriformes; Trichomycteridae
Gene: abcc2
Product: ATP-binding cassette, sub-family C (CFTR/MRP), member 2
Exons: 32
Coding region: 392-5089 (1565 amino acids)
Biological process (GO): transmembrane transport
Cellular component (GO): apical plasma membrane
Molecular function (GO): ATP binding; ATP hydrolysis activity; ABC-type transporter activity
Source: RefSeq, a predicted model, not a curated record